AUGGCCGCGGCGGGCCGCAGGGUCAAGCUCGACCUCUUCCUCGAUCCCUCCCCCGGGGAGGCAUCACAUAAUGAUGGAAUAGGAGGUGAAAACCGUGACCAACAGACUGUGGUUCCCACUUCUCCAUCUUCUUCAGAUAAAAAGGAUAAUCCUCUAGCAUUGCUUGGGCAAUAUAGUGAUGAUGAAGAGGAAGAUGAGGAAGCAGCAGAUAAACCCACUGGUGAAGCUAAGGGGAGUCCAGGAGAUGCUAGUGCUCAGUUAACUAGUGAUAAUGGCGUGACAAGAACUGAACCAUCGGCUUCUGUCGGUGAUCAACAAGAAGCACCUCAAUCUGGUGAUAUUAAGAACUAUACCCAAAGUAUUACUGAAGAAAACACUUUUGCUCCUGAGUCAACUCUACAAGAAGAGAGUGUGAAAGCAACUGAAUCUGUUCCUGAUUCAUCUGGCAUGCAAAUUGUUGGUGACGUCGGUGGAAAUUGGAAAGCAGUAAUGCAUGAGCAGAGUAAUCAGUGUUAUUACUGGAACACAGUUACUGGAGAAACUUCGUGGGACAUACCAAAUGGAUUAACUUCAGGAGUUGCAGCUGCAUCUGUUCCUUCUGAUGUGGACUAUUCAAUAGAAGCACAAACCCAUGUCCUUCCUCACAGCACACUGGAAGCAUAUCCAAGUGACAUGUCUGUUGGGAAUGGCACAGCAACUUAUGCUAAUUUUGGAAUGGCAUGUGGAAGUGCACAGGUUACUCAAGAUGCUUAUGCUUAUGCUGCUCCUAUCGCCAGUCACGAGCCUAUGGACAUUGAUCCUUUGUAUCUUGCAAAAUACGGUGAUGAUUUGCUGCAAAGAUUGAACCUGCUCGAAAGGCUCUGUGGCUCAAACGAUGGUCUUGAAUUGAUAAGAAGAGAAAUCGGGAUACGGAUAUCAGACUGCAAUGCACUCUCAUCAUAUGGAUCUUCUUUGCUCCCAUUGUGGUUGCAUGCUGAGGUGCACCUUAAGCAACUAGACUCUUCCAUUUCCAAGCUGGAAAUGAGCUACCAUGCUGAUACAGAACCUAGGAAUUUGAAGACAGAGGUUGCUGAACACAAGGCACCUGAUGAAGCUGACAUGACAACACCCUCCAAUGGUGAGGCUUUGAAGUCUGAGGUUAGUGCUGGGAUUACUAUCAAUGAAAAAGUGGAGAUUGAUAAGCCAGCUUCAACAUCAUCUGCUCAGAAUUCACAAGAUAGGGAUGUUGCAGCAGUUCCUCCAAAAGUUGAUUCUGACAAUGAUGAAGAUAUGGAUGUGGAAAUGGAAGUUGAUGAAGAUAAUGUCGAAGAGCAGGCACAUUGCAGUCCUCUACCUACAAAGGAGCAUCCUCCAUCAGAACAGUUGAAUUUAUCUAAUUUACCAUCAUCUGAAGAUCCUACACCUUCUGAGGAUAAUUCUGUCCCUCCGCCUCCACCAGAAGAGGAAUGGAUUCCACCUCCACCACCUGAAAAUGAACCAGCUCCUCCAGCUCCCCCAGAAGAGCCAUCUGCAUCAUAUGCUCAGGUUGAUUCAAUUCCUCAGCCAUAUAUAGCUCAAGCAAAUGUUGGCUAUACAAUUUCAGGAAUGGAGUACUAUGGUACUGUCGGUACAGAAGGUACAAAUGCCAGUUACUAUAUGCAAGUUAGUGAGCCUCAUGUCCUUCACGCACAGCAUCAUUCUUAUUAUGCACCAGUAUCUGGGAGUGGCAUAUCUGUUUCUGUUGAUGGCACAUCUAUUUCCCCAGAAUCUUAUUAUACCUAUCCUUCAGUCACUAUGUCUGCCAGCGCAGUAGCAGCAGAACAUUCUGGAUACUACGCUUCAUCAACCUCUGCCAUUUCUAGCAGUGCAGCAGAUAUCAAAACAAGCUCAGCUUCUCUUGUUUCUGCAAAUAGCAAUUCAGAUCUCAAAGGUCUUGAUAAAGUUAUAUCCAAUGAUGCAAGUAUUGUGCCUUUGACCCAAGCUGUAGUAGCAACAUCAGUUGCAGGAACAACAUCUGUUCUUGGAAGUUCUACACAGUCUUCUAGCAGUACUACAAAUCAGUCCAAAGUUAUUCGUAGCAAGAAGCGGGCUGUGGGUAUUACAUCGUCUCUGAGAUCUAAUAAGAAGGUUUCAAGUUUGGUGGAUAAGUGGAAAGCUGCAAAAGAGGAACUUCGCGACGAAGAAGAGGAGCCUGAAAGUGCUCUUGAGGCAUUAGAAAGGAAGCGGCAAAAGGAAAUAGAGGAAUGGCGGAAACAACAGAUUGCUAGCGGAGAGGCUCAGGAAAAUGCCAAUUUUGUUCCUGUUCGUGGUGAUUGGCAUGACCGUGUAAAACGUAGAAGGGCUGAAGCAAAAAGGGAAUCAAAAGAUGACAUUGUUGCUGCAUCUUUAAGUAGUUCCGAACAGCAUAAAGGACCUCCAGAUCUAGCAGAGCUCUCCAAGGGUCUUCCUACAGGCUGGCAGGCAUACUUGGAUGAGUCUACUAAGCAGGUCUAUUAUGGGAACAACCUCACGUUCAUCAAGUGCCUGGCCAGCACAGCAAGUGGUGACAAGUUAGAUGCUGGGCCUUCAUUACUGCGAUGGAGGGGUCCAAGGCAAGAUGCUGCAUGCCCUCUAAAGAAGCGGCCUCAGAAGAAGGGUCUGAGGGCGGUCAUGCCGGCAGGUGACUCCAGCUCGGUCCCAGCCCGGCACGCUGACCUUUACUCGAAGAUGACAUGUGACCUCAACGAGCGCGUCGCGUUGUUCCUGAAUGGCGGCGAGACGUCGCAGUCGCUUACGCCUUGA
Molecule: messenger RNA, 2760 nt
Organism: Miscanthus lutarioriparius
Lineage: Eukaryota; Viridiplantae; Streptophyta; Magnoliopsida; Poales; Poaceae
Source: the annotation of a GenBank genome assembly